Molecule: messenger RNA, 3807 nt
Organism: Monodelphis domestica (gray short-tailed opossum)
Lineage: Eukaryota; Metazoa; Chordata; Mammalia; Didelphimorphia; Didelphidae
Product: multiple epidermal growth factor-like domains protein 6
Molecular function (GO): protein binding; calcium ion binding
Source: RefSeq, a predicted model, not a curated record
GGCGGGGCUGCCAGGGCCGCUGCUCAGUGAUCGAUCGGCUCCAGUCGCUCCCGGCAGAGGCGCGGAGAUUGGAGAGCAGAGCCCAGGGACAGAGGAGAGAGCGGGCGGGCAGGAGGGCUGGUGGGCAAGCAGGCGAGAUACUUAUUGGGGCUGCUCUGAAGGCUUCCUCCUUAGCUUCUCCUUCCCUCCUUUCCUUCUUUCUCUUUUUGCACCCACCCGACUCCUGCCACUCACCCUUCUUCCCUAACCAGUGCUAGCCACCCCUCUGGGCGUCUCGCUGUGCUGCGUCCCGGCACCUGGCCCUCCUCUAUGGGCCAGCCAAGUUCUGCCUGGCAUUCGGACCAUCCCAACUUGCCAGGUUCCAUCACACUCUCCUGGGGCCAGCCUCUGAGAGCAGCCACAAUGACCCGGCAUCGCCUUGGCCUUUGGUGCGUCUCCUGCUGGCUGGCUGUACUCUGGCCACUGCACUCCUGCCUGCAGCUUCGGAAGGGCAUGCCCAAUGUGUGUGAGGAAGAAGUUCUGGGUAUGGUUGGCCUUCCCCAACCUUGUGUCCAACCCUUCACUCGUACUAUGAGGCUAUGGAAGCAAGGCUGUAGUGGACCAAGAUGGUGCAUGGAAUAUAAAAGAAGGACUGGCUACUACACUGUCUACAGACAGGUAUAUAGCAUGCAGCAUCAGACAGUCUACAGGUGCUGUCCUGGCUGGAGCCAGCAAGAACAUGAGCCUGGCUGUCUGCAUGCCCUCUGCUCAGUAGGUCCUUGCUUCAAUGGAGGCCAAUGUCUGGAUGGAGAAGCCCAGAUGUGCCAGUGUCCUGUGGGGUUUCAGGGACCUCGAUGCCAAUAUGAUGUGAACGAAUGCGCCAUCGACAAUGGCGGCUGUCAAGCCCAGUGCUGCAAUACAAUUGGCAGCUAUUACUGCAAAUGCCAAGCUGGCCAGAAACUGAAAGAAGAUGGAAAAGGCUGCAAAGAUGUCGAUGAAUGUACAGUAGUGAAUGGAGGCUGCCAGCAGAGCUGCAUUAACACGGAGGGCUCCUUCUACUGUGAAUGUGAUAUGGGAUACAGACUCCAUGCUGAUGGACGCACCUGCAUAAUGAAGGACCCCUGCUCAGGAGGACACACAGGAUGCUCCCAUAUCUGUCAAAAUGAGCAUGGCUUCGCCAGGUGUGCUUGCCACCCAGGGUACCAUCUGUCUGCAGACAAAAUGUCAUGCACAGACAUCGAUGAGUGUAUGGAAGGCAGUGCUCACUGCGCCCACCACUGCGUGAACUCUGUGGGAUCUUUCACAUGUACCUGUAACCCUGGCUUUGAACUUGGAGCCGAUGGGAGAAAGUGCUACCGGAUUGAAAUGGAAAUUGUCAAUAGCUGUGAACAGAACAAUGGGGGCUGCUCUCAUCACUGUGAGCACUCAACUGGUGGGCCCCGUUGUUCUUGUAACCAUGGACACCGUCUUGAUAUGGAUGGAAAAACAUGCAAAGACCUUGAUGAGUGUGAAAGUGGACAAGCGUGCUGUUCCCAGCUCUGCAUCAACUAUUUGGGAGGCUACGAAUGUGAUUGCAAGACAGGAUUUCAGCUCAGUCCUGAUGGCUGUGGGUGUGAUGAUGUGGAUGAGUGUCUGGAUGACAGUACCGACUGUGACCAGCUCUGUGUUAAUUCUUUGGGAUCAUAUGAAUGUCUCUGUGAGGAAGGUUACCAAAUUGAUAGUAACAGAAAAAUGUGCAUCCCUUUAGAUGAGGAUGAAUUUGAGGAGAAAGAAGAACUUGAAGUUGUGAGGUUCCCAGAUCUUCACUACAGGAGACCUUCUCAUCUGCUUAAUUAUGCUGUUUCUUCAAAUCCCAAUUAUGAAGAUGAUGGUGGACCAGAGGAAAGAGAUAUCCUAGGAGAAUUCACUGUUUUACACAAAGUGGUCUGUCUACAUGAUACUUUCGGACAUGACUGUAGUUUGGUGUGUGAAGACUGUAUGAAUGGAGGCGAGUGCAAUGAGGAAAAGAGCGGCUGUCUCUGCCCAGCUGGCUGGGGUGGCAUCCUCUGUAAUGAAACUUGCCCCCCAGGGACCUAUGGACACGAGUGUGAUGGUAUCUGUAAGUGUCAGAAUGGAGGAUCCUGUGACCCUCUAACAGGCCAAUGCCAUUGUCCCCCUGGAGUUCAUGGGAUGAUCUGUGAAGAUGGAUGCCCUAAAGGAUUCUUUGGAAAGGAUUGCAAUAAGAAAUGUAUAUGUGCCCACCACAGCUAUUGCCAUAGGGUCUAUGGAGUUUGUCUAUGUGAUCCAGGACUCUACGGUCGGUUCUGCCAUCUGACCUGUCCCAAGGGAGCCUAUGGAGCUGGCUGCUCUUCCGAAUGUCAGUGUGUGGAGGAGAACACCCUGGAUUGCAAUGCCAAAAAUGGUUCAUGCACCUGCAAAUCUGGUUACCAAGGCAACAGAUGCCAGGAAGAAUGCCUACCAGAUUUCUAUGGUCCUGGCUGCAAAUUGCCUUGUAACUGUUCUGGAUUGCCCUGUGACCAUACAACUGGAGAAUGCCAGCAGCUAUGCCCACCUGGGUUCCACGGAGACAGGUGUCAUUUAGGAUGCCAGAAGAACCCUGAGGGUGAAGGUUGCGGUCAAGUUUGUAACUGUCAUAAUGGAGCCCGUUGUGAUCCUGAGACCAGGCAAUGUAUCUGCACAUCUGGAUGGACAGGACCCACUUGCCAGGAAGGGUGCCCAGACGGCACUUAUGGACCUUACUGCCAAAAGAUGUGUCAAUGCAUGAAUGGAGGCCAUUGUGACCCCCUGCUUGGCACCUGCGACUGCCCCCCUGGCUUCAUUGGCACAGACUGCAGUCAAGUUUGUCCCCAGGAAAGAUAUGGCCAAGACUGUCAGCUACCCUGUGCCUGCAAAAAUGGUGGGCUUUGUAAUCCCACAUAUGGAAACUGCACCUGUGGACUUGGCUGGUCAGGCAUUCACUGUGAGGAAGCAUGCCUUCCUGGUACAUAUGGUCCAAGCUGUCAUUUGAACUGCUCUUGUCAGAACAAUGGGACUUGCAAUAGGUUUACUGGUUUCUGUCAGUGUCCAGAAGGUUACUAUGGGCACAGCUGUGAACACCGAUGCCCCCUUGGAUUUUAUGGCUCUGACUGCACUCACCCUUGUGAUUGCACAAAUGGAGCCAGGUGUGAUGCUGAGAAUGGCAAGUGCAUCUGUCUCCCGGGUUACCAUGGCAGCCACUGUGAAAAAGGGUGCCCAUUUGGAACAUUUGGAGACAGGUGCCAACAGCUUUGUGACUGUGAAGGAGCAGGACCCUGCCAUCCUGUCACUGGGAAAUGCCUUUGUCCUCCUGGAAGAACUGGAGACAAAUGUGAUACUGAAUGCAAAUCAGAUCAGUAUGGGCCUGAUUGCUCUCUGCAGUGCCAAUGUCCCCUGGGAUACCAAUGCAACCCUCAAAAUGGGACCUGUGCAUGCCCCUUCCAGAGGAUGGGACCAACCUGUGAAGAAAGUGAUUCAGAGAAGAAACAAUAGCCCAGUAUAAAGAUUCUUUGACUUAUCCCAAGCUCUAAAAUAUUCCAUCCCACAAUGGAUACACCCUACUAAUCUCAGUGAAUGAGGAAAAAUGGAACAACCCACCCUAUAGAAAGCUGCUCCUAUCCUGACCAUAGACACACACACACACACACACACACACACACACACACACACACACACACAUGUCUCCUCUUCCCUCCUCUCAUCUUCAUCUUCACAAGUUCCUACAGAUAAAGAAUAUAAUCCAGAAUACGAUCAUGGAUUUUCAAGUUCCCAACAUUUGCAACAUUUUACUAAUAAAUUAACAUUUAUUAUAUA